This is a messenger RNA of Salmo salar (Atlantic salmon), 1489 nucleotides long. Its product is annotated as Galectin-related protein A-like. Gene Ontology annotation, molecular function: carbohydrate binding. The record is from RefSeq and is a predicted model, not a curated record. Lineage: Eukaryota; Metazoa; Chordata; Actinopteri; Salmoniformes; Salmonidae.
CACUUAUUUUAAUCAGGAGCCUGUCGCUAUGACAACGAGCAGGAAGGCGGGGGUUCGCCUGCUCUACUAGAGUAUCUCCAGCACCUCUUGGCGUCACGCUCACCAACAUCACCCGGUACAGAUAUCUCACAUUGAAAGAAAGGAGAGGGGGAAUGGCAGAAAAGGACAACAAGAAAGACAAUGAGGAAUAUGUCGGGGCAAUAAAAGGUGGGCUGCGGCCCACCAUGAGACUGAUCGUCAUGGGUAUUGUUAACAAGAAACCUCAAAGCAUUGUGGUGUCCUUGUCCAGUGAUCCAGUGGAAGAGCACUUUGAGGGCGACGUGGGUUUGCAGGUAAACGUCAACUUCCUGGCUAAGGCUGUGCAGAGGAACGCCCGUCUAGCUGGGAACUGGGGGACAUCAGAGAACACCCUGUCAUACUUCCCCUUUGCUGCUGGGGAGCCCUUCAAGAUGGAGAUAGUUUGUGAACACCAACAGUUCCGUAUCCUGGUGGAUGGCCAGCCUCUGUGUGGCUUCACCCAUCGUCUGUCUCCGCUGGCCUCUCUCACCGCCCUGCGAGUCUUUGGAGACCUACGGCUCACUAAGGUAGCAUAACACCAGGAACAGACCCAGGGGAGGGGGGGGGGUCGGCGUCCCAAAUUACACCCUAGACUCUAUAUAGUCCACUACUUUUGACCAGGGCUCUGGUCAAAAGUAAUGCACUAUAUUGGGAAUAGUGUGCCAUUUGAGACGGCCAUUUCCCCCCACAGUUUAGUCAGACAAGGUAUUGUAAAGAUAGGCAGGCCAGAGUAUUAGCGUAGUAGAGGGUGGAACAUUUUGGUGAUAUCUUGAUCCUUGUGAAAUGUGAAUGUUUGGCACUUUUGAUUGCAACAAAUAACACCUGCUUCUUAAUUGCGUGAAGUGCCUUCACUAGGACUUGCUGUUUAAUAUUGUUGUGACUGGGUGAGUUUUGACUACAGUUACUGAAUGUAAUUCAUGUAAUGAUUGAUUGAUUGAUUUCCUUAGGCAAACCUAAAAGACAUUUGAUAGACAAUAGACUAUAUACUAAACUUGCCCUUGGGAACACAAUAUUUUAGAUUAGAUAUGAAAUAUCAAAUGCUGCAUUUUGACUCCGUCUGUCAGAUGGACGAGCUACAACGUGAGAUGGAACGUGCAUCAAAAAAAAAUGUACUCUUCCUGAAAAACAUUCCUAUAGUUCAUGACGUUGCAGGUUUCCAGAGAAGCAAUUACAAAAACAAAAGCAAUGUCUUUAAUACGCGCCCAUAUACAGCAGGGUGCCCAAUCUCAUUGCUUCUGUAACACCUAUAAAAUAAUACUACAUUACUGCAUGUCAUUGCCUUUGUCUGUGUUAGCUGUUAGGUCUACUGUAGCCCUCGACAUCACAGUACUGUAAUCCUUUCAAACAAUCUGUCAAAUAAUUUUUAAACCAUAUUUAGUUGUUUGAAAUAGAUUGUUGUAGAAAUUACUUAAAUAAAAACACUUUUCCCAAA